UUCACCAGACGAGUCUUAAAGAAUCUCAAGGCUCCUCAGAUUUUGCACGUUUCUUCGCAAGAACAACAGCCAUGGCGGCUCGAGCAACGGGUACAUUGAAAAGCAUGGCUCAGAGACUGAGAGCGUACACAACCUCGACCGCGCCGAAAUCGAAGGCCUACGCUCCGGCGACUGAGUUCAACCAGCGGCCCGCUGCCGGGAAGGGAGACUAUGUUCCGGUCUACGUGUCCUUAGGCAUGAUAGCGUUGUCGGUCUCGUUCGGUCUGUACACAGCGUCUCUGCACCUUAGGGACAACCCAGGUGUCCGCAUCAGCAAGAAGACACGAGAGACACUUCCCGAGGUCGAGGAUCCCGACAAGAUCGUGGACGAGGCGAGCCGGUUGGCGGACAAGUCGUGGUUCAGGAAAAUAGCGCACGUGCAGGAAUUCGACAAGCAAGAUGUCAUGUCGGAUCCUACCAGGAAGGAUCAGUUCGCGCAUAAGCCUCGUGCCGUUACGCUUAAGGACGUCGGUGUCGAUCCGAAAAUUCCGGCAGCCGCUGGUCACUGAUCAUUUGAAGGGUCGUUUCGUAGUUUAAAUGGCCGGGUUUUUGUGUAUAUGGAUGCGUAUAAUUUUCCUUUUUGCGUAUAUGAACGCGUAUAAUUAGAGACAUAAUCCUUUCUGUGUAUAUAAACGCGUAUAAUUAGAUGGUCGUUUUUGUGUAUAUGAAUAUGUCGCUGCGUUA
Molecule: messenger RNA, 723 nt
Organism: Tarenaya hassleriana
Lineage: Eukaryota; Viridiplantae; Streptophyta; Magnoliopsida; Brassicales; Cleomaceae
Exons: 2
Coding region: 72-548 (158 amino acids)
Source: RefSeq, a predicted model, not a curated record